Molecule: messenger RNA, 540 nt
Organism: Zygotorulaspora mrakii
Lineage: Eukaryota; Fungi; Ascomycota; Saccharomycetes; Saccharomycetales; Saccharomycetaceae
Exons: 1
Coding region: 1-540 (179 amino acids)
Source: RefSeq, a predicted model, not a curated record
AUGAGCAGUGAAAAGUGUGGCGACGGUGUAGUACUGAUUUCAGAAUUCUGUGCCCAGUUUGGCGUGAGGCGGCAAAUGCAGGAGUGCUAUGGGCUUUGCAAUGAGGGUGUUGGGAGGAUUUCUUUGGAGGAGUUCGAGGUUGUGAAGAGAAGCUUGAAAAAACGGAAGCUCGAUGAUACCCAACAGGUAAAGCGGCAGUGUGUGGGGGAUGGUGGCAGAAGGCAUGCUGUAGCAGGAGUAGAUGGUCCGGUUGAGGAGGAUGGUGACCGUGAUGUUGCAGGCACUACAGCGGCUCCGGGGGGUGAGGUGUCCUUGUUAUACAGCGAUUCAACAACGAGUUAUGCGCAAGAAACACUAGUCUCGAAACAUUCGUUGUCUGUAGAUUAUCUGAAAGGUAUCACUCUGAUAAGUUCAUCAAGCGGGAAGUUCUCGGAACGCGAUGAAAAUGACCGUUUUUUUAUUAUACAAUCCGAAGAAUAUGCAAAUAGCAGCUUCAAAGAUAGCAGCCCGCCUGUAGAUUUCGGUCUUGCUGUAGACUAA